CCAACACCAUUUUCCUUUACCCAAACACUUGAAACCACCAGAACCAUCUUCGUCGUAUUCUGGCACACGGUCAACGCUUUGCACAACCGCCAAAAUGCACAUUAGCUUCGUCCUCAACACCCUAAUCACUCUGGGCGCCGCUACGGCCGUGUCCGCGUCCGCGAUAGCUCCUCGGGCUAACCGCAAGGCCAACGAAUUCUCGAGCGGCAACUGCGCCCAGGGAACUGCCUCGUACGAGCAUGAGAGCAACUUCAACGUUGACGUCACGAUGGACGACACCAGCCACUCUGUCUACUUUGCCUCCGGGCCGUGGUUCUACUACGGCGGCAAGACCGGGAAUGGCGGCUCGUGCACCGGGGACCUCCUCGGAAGCUGGGCGAACGACGAGAAGAACCCGUGUGUGAACCUGGACAGAAGGGGUGACGACGGGCGUCGUAUCAAGUGUGUCAGGUGGAACAACGGUAGUUAGGUGCUCAAGCAAUCAAGUCAGACAUAAGAGGAUUUUGUGGGGAUAAGGAUGCGCUCAUUUGAGUUUAGUGCUUGUCAAGUCCUGCUGGACUCGUAACACUCAUUAUACACCACUUUGAAUCUAAACAAAUAAAC
Messenger RNA from Colletotrichum destructivum, 603 nucleotides. RefSeq lists its product as uncharacterized. Lineage: Eukaryota; Fungi; Ascomycota; Sordariomycetes; Glomerellales; Glomerellaceae. The record is from RefSeq and is a predicted model, not a curated record. The coding region runs from base 95 to 469 and encodes 124 amino acids. The transcript has 2 exons.